Messenger RNA from Salvelinus namaycush (lake trout), 1576 nucleotides. RefSeq names its product EYA transcriptional coactivator and phosphatase 4 (gene eya4). NCBI's taxonomy places the organism in Eukaryota, Metazoa, Chordata, Actinopteri, Salmoniformes, Salmonidae. Gene Ontology annotation, cellular component: nucleus. The record is from RefSeq and is a predicted model, not a curated record. Gene Ontology annotation, biological process: positive regulation of DNA repair; cell differentiation; multicellular organism development. Gene Ontology annotation, molecular function: protein tyrosine phosphatase activity. Bases 1 to 1128 code for a protein of 375 amino acids. The transcript is spliced from 11 exons.
AUGAUUCUCUCGAUGGACUAUCCAUCGUACACAACGUUUGGCCAAAACCAGUACGCCCAGUAUUACUCCGCCUCCACCUACGGAACCUACAUGACGUCCAAUAGCAUGGAUGGAACCGGCUCCUCGUCGGCCUAUCAGCUGCAAGACUCCAACCCCGUCAUGACAGUACAGGCCAAUGAGCUCCAACCAGAGGACACGGUGCAGAGCCCCAUGAAGGAACUGGAUGAUCGUGGCUGUCGGAGUGGGGGAGGAGCUAAAGCCAGGGGGAGGGGCCGCAAGAACAACCCCUCACCGCCCCCCGACAGUGACCUGGAGAGGGUGUUUGUCUGGGAUCUAGAUGAGACCAUCAUAGUGUUCCACUCUCUGCUGACAGGCUCCUACGCUCAGAAAUAUGGCAAGGACCCUCCCAUGGCGGUGACGCUGGGACUGAGGAUGGAAGAGAUGAUCUUUAACCUGGCAGACACACACCUGUUCUUCAACGACUUAGAGGAGUGUGAUCAGGUCCAUAUUGAUGAUGUGUCGUCUGACGACAACGGACAGGACCUAAGUACUUACAGUUUUGCAACUGAUGGCUUCCAUGCAGCGGCGACCAGCGCGAGUCUAUGCCUGGCGACGGGUGUCCGCGGAGGGGUGGACUGGAUGAGGAAACUAGCCUUCCGCUACAGAAGAGUCAAAGAGAUGUAUAGCACAUACAAAAACAAUGUGGGGGGCCUGUUGGGUCCUGCUAAGAGGGACGCGUGGUUACAGCUAAGAGCGGAAGUGGAGGCUUUAACAGACUCCUGGCUCACCAACGCACUCAAGUCCCUGUCAAUCAUCAGCUCCAGGAGUAACUGUGUGAAUGUGUUGGUAACAACAACCCAGCUGAUACCAGCAGUGGCUAAAGUUCUGUUGUAUAGUUUAGGAUCUGCCUUCCCUAUUGAGAACAUAUACAGUGCAACCAAAAUAGGCAAAGAGAGCUGUUUUGAGAGAAUAGUGUCCCGCUUCGGCACUAACAUUACCUAUGUCGUGGUUGGCGACGGGCGGGACGAGGAGCAUGCGGCCAGCCAGCACAACAUGCCAUUCUGGAGGAUAUCCAGUCACUCUGACCUGCUGGCGUUACACCAAGCACUGGAGUUUGAAUACCUGUAACUGUUACCGUAGCAACAGACUGUUACUGUAACUGUUACCGUAGUAACGGACUGUUACUGUAACUGUUAUCGUAGCAACAGACUAUUACUGCAACUGUUACUAGAGCACGGACUGUUACUGUAACUGUUACCGAAGCAACAGACUUUUACUGUAACUGUUACUAUAGCAACAGACUGUAAUUGUAGCAACGGACUGUUUCUGUAACUGUUCUGUAACUAUAGCAACAGACGGAACACACCAGUACUACUACUACUACUACCACCUGUAAUGGUUACCAUGGCGAUGGCAACGGGAGACAGACUGUAGUCCCCUCCCCCCGGCCUUCUUGUUUUUGUAUAUCUAUUUAAGAAAACAACCACAGUACACUGCAACUCUUUUGUUUUGUCUUCAUUUCUUUGUGUGUCUUUAAAAAAAAAACAUCUGGAUUUGAGUACUCUGAACUGUCUUA